CUGUGUGAAAGCAAAGAAGCUGACUGGAAAGAGCGAAAAGCGAAGAGAGACAGCAAGAAAGAAAAAUCUGUAUGUCAUUGACAUAUUCAUACACUCGUUUCCCCCUCUCCGCGUGGAUCUCUCUCUGAUUCUUCAGUCUUCGCCAUGGCGGAGCGUGCUUCUUACGGAUUAGGUCCUCGAUUAGAUAUUCAGCAAUUACAAUUUGAAGCCCAGCAUAGAUGGUUGCGCCCUGCAGAAAUAUGUGAAAUUCUUCGUAAUUAUCAGAAGUUUCAAAUCACAUCGGAACCGCCGAACAGGCCACCGAGUGGUUCACUUUUUCUUUUUGAUCGGAAGGUUUUGAGGUACUUUAGAAAGGAUGGACAUAAUUGGAGAAAGAAAAAGGAUGGAAAGACUGUGAAGGAAGCUCAUGAAAAGUUGAAGGUGGGAAGUGUUGAUGUGUUACACUGCUACUAUGCCCAUGGAGAAGAAAACGAGAAUUUUCAGAGGCGAAGCUAUUGGAUGCUUGAACAGGAUAUGAUGCAUAUAGUAUUUGUCCACUACUUGAAUGUUAAGAUUAACAAGACAAAUAUUGGUGGAGGUACAGAUAUUGAUGACAUUAGAUCAGAUUCCCAAGAGGGCAGUUCUUCAUCAUCUGGCUUUCCCACAAAUUAUAGGAAUGUGCCUUCAGGAAGUACAGAUUCCAUGAGCCCAACUAGCACUUUGACUUCUUUAUGUGAAGAUGCUGAUUCAGAGGAUAUUCACCAAGCAAGUUCAGGAUUAUAUUCGUUCCGUGAGUCACAAAAUAUGGGGAAUGGUCGUCCAAUGGAUAAGAUUGACGCUCCUUCAAAUAGUUCAUAUCUUAUGCAUCCCUUUUCAGGUGGUCAUGGACAGUUCUCAAUUUCUGGAACAGAUUAUAUUCCUCUUGUUCAGGGGGAUAAAUCUAGAGCAAGCGCUACUACAUACUUUGAGCAUCAGAGAGCACAUGGCAUGGCAUCCUGGGAUGUCAUGGAGCAAUCUGCAGGAUUGCAAACUGAUCCUCCUCUUGUAUCAUCUCCUUCCAUUCCAUCCAGUUCAAUGGGAAAUAUCCUUGAGCAGGAACAUACAGUUAUGGGAAACAUUUUAGGGAGUAAAAAUACCCUUGUCGAGGAGGCAGAGGGUUCUCAGUCUCUCCUGUCAAAUUGGCAGAUUCCUUUUGAAGACAAUACAGGAGACUCACCUAAAUGGAGCUUAACCCAUUCAUUGAGUUUGGAAUUUGGAUCUGAUUAUUGCACUGGUUUACUGGGGGAUGAAACUAAUAAUACAAGUCCAGAACUUGCUCCUGACAUGUUCGCUUUUGAUGAUGAGCCAAAAGAGCAGCCUCUGCAGCAGAUCUUCUCAAAGAAGCAUACAGAUGCACAAUCUCAACAUGCACUGAAAUUCAAUUCUGAGUAUGAAGAUCCUGGUGAAGAAAGUAUCAACAAUACCUUGAUCGUGAAGCGUGCAUUAUUGGAUGGAGAGGAGAGCCUGAAGAAGGUUGAUAGCUUCUCUAGGUGGAUUACUAAAGAACUUGUCGGGGUGGAUGACCUGCAUAUGCAGUCUUCUCCGGGUAUUUCAUGGAGCACAGAUGAAUCUGGGCAUGUAAUAGAUGAUACCUCUUUGAACCUGUCCCUAUCUCAAGACCAGCUCUUUAGCAUAAAUGAUUUUUCACCUAAAUGGGCUUAUGCUGAAUCAGAAAUUGAGGUGCUGAUUAUUGGAACAUUUUUGAAGAGUAAACUGGAGGUGGUAACAUGUAACUGGUCCUGUAUGUUUGGGGAAGUGGAAGUUCCUGCUGAGGUUUUAGCUAAUGGAAUUCUGUGCUGUAAAGCUCCACCUCAUCAGAUUGGACGGGUCCCUUUCUAUGUAACAUGUUCCAAUAGGUUUGCUUGUAGUGAAGUUCGGGAAUUUGAGUACAGAGAGGGUUUUGCUAGAAAUGUAGAUAUUGCAGAUUUUUUUGACAGUUCAACUGAAAUGCUGCUGCAUUUGGGACUGGAGGAGUUACUUUCUUUAAACUCGGCGCACCCUUCAGAUCAAGUGUUUGAGGAGGAUACGGAGAAAAGAAACUUAAUUUUUAAGCUUAUUUCACUGAAAGAGGAAGAGGAGUAUUCGAGUAAGGAAGAGCCAACUGUAGCGAUGAAUAUAUCAAAACAUAAGUUGAAGGCGCAAAUGUUUCACAGGCAGGUUAAAGAGAAGCUGUUCUCAUGGCUUCUUCACAAAGUAACUGAAAGCGGUAAAGGGCCAAAUGUAUUAGGUAAGGAUGGGCAAGGUGUGUUACAUUUAGUUGCUGCUCUUGGUUAUGAUUGGGCCAUAACACCAAUUAUAUCUGCUGGUGUUAAUAUCAACUUCCGUGAUGUGAAUGGAUGGACGGCUCUACACUGGGCUGCAUCCUGUGGCAGAGAGCGAACAGUUGCUGUCCUUGUCUCCAUGGGUGCAGCUACUGGAGCAUUGACAGAUCCAUGUCCAGCAUUUCUUUCAGGUAGAACACCGGCAGAUCUUGCUUCUAGCAAUGGCCACAAAGGAAUUUCUGGUUUUCUUGCGGAGUCAUUAUUAACUAGUCACCUUGAAUCACUCACAAUGGAUGAUCUGAGUAAAGACAGUGGGAAAGAAACUUCAGGAAUGAAGGCAGUGCAGACAGUUUCAGAGCGAUUUGUGACACCUGUUCAUUUUGGUGAUAUACCAGAUGCUAUCUGCCUUAAGGAUUCUCUGAAUGCUGUCCGUAAUGCUACACAAGCUGCUGAUCGUAUACAUCAAGUAUUCAGAAUGCAGUCAUUUCAGAGGAAGCAAUUAGCUCAGUGUGAACAUAAUGAGUUUGGGUUGUCAGAUCAGCAAGCUCUUUCCCUUCUAGCUUUUAAGACAUGCAACUCUGGACAAGGAGCGGGUUUAGUGAAUUCUGCUGCAAUAGAAAUACAGAAAAAGUUUCGUGGUUGGAAGAAGAGAAAAGAAUUCUUGAUCAUUCGUCAAAAAAUUGUUAAAAUCCAGGCCCAUGUAAGAGGUCACCAGGUAAGGAAGAAGUAUAAAUCAGUCAUUUGGUCUGUGGGAAUCCUGGAGAAGGUGAUAUUACGCUGGAGACGUAAGGGCAGGGGUUUACGUGGAUUUCGACCAGAUGCGCUUGAUAAGGUCCCCAUGCAAGCAAGCGAUCCUUUGAAAGAGGAUGAUUAUGAUUUUCUCAAGGAAGGAAGGAAACAAAGUGAAGAAAAGUUCCAAAAGGCCCUUUCAAGGGUGAAGUCCAUGGUUCAAUAUCCAGAGGCACGGGCUCAAUACCGGCGGGUGCUAAAUGUAGUAGAGGACUUCCGUCAAACCAAGCAGGGAUCCAAUUUGAAUUUGAUAAAUUCGGAAGAGACAGUUGAUGGUGUAGAGGAUUUGAUUGAUAUUGACAUGCUUUUAGAUGAUGAAAAUUUCGCACCUAUUGCAUUCGAUUGAUCCUCUGCGGUGGCUACUCCUAUUCUCCCCCCUGUAAAUAGAUGGCCAGUCGGUUUUAUUCGGCGUUGGAAAGGUCCUAACAUCAUGUAUCGCUGUAUAUAUGCCUAAUCUGGACUACUUGGAUCCUAGGUGGUCCUGUUUUAUACCAAAAACUAGUUUGGAUCCUAGGCUGGGUAUACAUAGAUUACAAAAGCUAGAACGUAUUCAGGUUUGACAAUGCAAAUAUUGCAGUCUAGCAUGGUUUGAUUUUAUAUACGGUGAUUUUUACAUGACAGUA
Messenger RNA from Gastrolobium bilobum, 3691 nucleotides. Its product is annotated as calmodulin-binding transcription activator 2-like. Bases 145 to 3414 code for a protein of 1089 amino acids. Gene Ontology annotation, cellular component: nucleus. Gene Ontology annotation, biological process: regulation of transcription by RNA polymerase II. The transcript is spliced from 13 exons. Gene Ontology annotation, molecular function: double-stranded DNA binding; transcription coregulator activity; protein binding. The record is from RefSeq and is a predicted model, not a curated record. NCBI's taxonomy places the organism in Eukaryota, Viridiplantae, Streptophyta, Magnoliopsida, Fabales, Fabaceae.